CCACGAUGAGCUCAUCCGACGCCUUACAGGCUUUGCGCCAGGCAAUCAAAUCUAAGACACCCGUAAAAUACUCAAAUGGCUCAGGCUCGACAGACUCGCUGCAGUCUGCAACGCACUUCAUACUCUCGCCGUCGGUGACACUGCCCAAGUCGACGCCAACUCGCCUGCGCAAGCCUGGGUUGACGUCCACAGACCCGUCGACAAAUCCAAGGGACUUUUUCACUCUCGACGCGGUGUACUUUUCAUGGCUGCUCAAGGACAUGUCAGGCGCGGAAUACAUGAAGCAGGCGAGGGAGAGCGGCCUCGCGGUCGGGUUCGUUAGUAUCACGGAGCGGAAGAGCGUCGUGGAUUGGCUGGAAGGCAAGACGAGUGACCUGCAGAACAUUGUACCCGCUAUUUGUGAGUCUCAAGCACCAGAAUCCACAACGCCCCCAGGUUCACCCCCUCGUGGUGCGACUGCUCUACCGUCGACGCCUCGCGCACCGCGGCAAAUGGACUCUCAGGCCUCUCCCACGAAGCGGAAGCAUAUGCCUGACCUUGCAGAUGUCGAAGUGGUCAAGAAAAUCAAGCUCGGAGAGAUUGAACUUCGCGAUAGGAAUACUGUCCUACACGGUGUCAAGCCCAAUAAUUUCAGCAGCGUAAAGACUGCUUUUGCUGAUAAGCUCAAGAAACUUAAGGAGACGAAUAAGGGCGGGCCUGUUACAACGCCACAAACACCUGACCCCAAGUUGCAAGCAAAGAAAGCUCGCAACCUCUACCCGAUUAUUAUAAUCUCCUCGUCACCGACGUCUCUCGUCACGAUGCACAACGUCAAGCGUUUCCUGCAAGAUGCCUUCUUUGAAACCCCCCACGAUGCGCGCGCACGUGCGGCAACGGAGGGCAACCCUCGCGCGGAAGACGUGAUCGCCAUUUACCGCAGGCGGACAACAAUCGACAGCUCAGGGCGGGAGACUGAGACGCAGAUGCGGUACUUUGUCGUGGACUCUGCCGAAGCGCUGUCGAAGUUCGGCCAGGAUGCAUGGGACCGGGUGGUCUGUGUGAUGACGACUGGCCAGGCAUGGCAGUUUAAGCCAUAUAAGUGGAACGAUCCAAAGGUGCUUUUCCACCAUGUAAGAGGCUUCUACAUCUCCCUCACGACUGACCCGCCAAAUCCAAAAAUUAAAGACUGGAAUGUCACGGAACUGAAGAUUGACCCGAAUAGACGUCACGUCGACAAGUCCACCGUAGCGCAAUUCUGGAAGACGCUGGACGCAUGGACGAUGGCCAACAAGCCAUGGAUCAUGAAGACGUAGCACUUCUACUCUCGCUGUAUCAUAGUCGCCUGCUUUCCACAAUAUUCCCUUCUAUCUGGUAGACAAUUGUUGAACAUGGCAGCCAGAAUGUCAUUCAGACAUUUC
Molecule: messenger RNA, 1397 nt
Organism: Phanerochaete carnosa HHB-10118-sp
Lineage: Eukaryota; Fungi; Basidiomycota; Agaricomycetes; Polyporales; Phanerochaetaceae
Exons: 8
Coding region: 6-1292 (428 amino acids)
Biological process (GO): transcription elongation by RNA polymerase II; positive regulation of transcription elongation by RNA polymerase II
Cellular component (GO): Cdc73/Paf1 complex
Molecular function (GO): RNA polymerase II complex binding
Source: RefSeq, a predicted model, not a curated record